Conger conger (European conger) is the source of this 3374-nucleotide messenger RNA. Its product is annotated as pleckstrin homology domain-containing family O member 2-like. Gene Ontology annotation, biological process: macrophage apoptotic process. The coding region runs from base 483 to 2399 and encodes 638 amino acids. The record is from RefSeq and is a predicted model, not a curated record. NCBI's taxonomy places the organism in Eukaryota, Metazoa, Chordata, Actinopteri, Anguilliformes, Congridae. The transcript is spliced from 6 exons.
AACGUGCAUUGGGACCAGUACAAAAUGGGUCGAGCUUCUAAAAUUGUAAAAGUUCGAAACGCAUUUUAUUUUCAAACCAAUGUUUGCAAACCAAUGCUUUUUUAAAUCGCGUUGCACAACUUUGCAGCAAGGCAAGAGAUGUUCGCUAAUUUUGGUAGAUGUAGCCUAGCCUUCUGCUCUGUGUGCAUCACGGGGAACUUCAAGAUUCUCAAUCUGAUCAAGAGCUAUCUGCUCUUUGCUGAAGAGGACGCGGUCCUACCGGAAACUAAACUUUUUUUUAAACUUGUUUCGAAGCAAUGAGUCAGAAAAGAAGAAAGCUGUAAUAAAAAGUUGAAAUGUUUUCAGUUCCUUAAAAAAUAUUAUUGACGUGUAAAAGUGGACGGCAAAAGAAAGAGAAAUAGGCUACCCACCCAGAGAUUUUGGACGAUAAUCUCUUGGACCAGUGUUUUCGAGAGGAUAACGGAACUUCGUUUCUUCUUAUCAUGGAAGAUGGUGUGAAAGGAACCACACCCUCUUUCACAGGGAAGGCAGGCUGGGUGAAGAAAUCCUCAGGCAAGCUACUGGGCAGCUACAAAGAGCGCUACAUCAAGGUGGAGAAGACAGAGAUGGUGGUGUUCGAAAAUCAGGAGUUACAGACCUGCUUAGAGAGAGUGGAUCUGGAGAAGUAUGAUAAAUGCCUUGAUUUGCGGAGCACCUUCAAGAAGAAGAACCGGCUGGUGCUGAUCCGAGCCCACAAGCAGGGCAGUAAGGUCCAUGAUGUCAAGCUUCAGGUUGAGAAUGCUGAGGAGAAGGAGGUAUGGAUCAAGGCCCUCAAUGAUGCCAUCAACAGAGCUAAAAAUAAGAUCUUUGAUGAGGUAAAAGUAGAUGAAAGCUGUUCUUUAGACCAUGUGACUCGGUCUCGUCCUCGUGGAACCCAAAGCCGUAGGCCACCUUCCAGAAUACACAUGAAGGAGGUAGCCAGUUCUUCCUGUGAUGGUAUCGUAAGGCUUGACCUGGAUCCAGUUGAACACACACCCAAUGGGACCCAUGAGCUGAAUGCAGCCACAGUUGAAGUCUCUGACAAAAAGUCAGAGCCCAUAGCGAAGCCACCCAUGCCCCCGUCACAGCCCAGCGAGGACCUCCAGGACACACCCAGCGAGGAGAGGAUGGCUAACCCCACACCCCCGUUAAAGGAGAGCAAACCCAAGGUACUGGGGGAAGGUGACACAUCUGCUGGGACCACUACUGACAGCAGCUCAGAACCAGUGGUACCAGAAAAACGUACAGGCACGGAGGAUCGUGAGGAGGACUAUCCCUUUGAAUUACCAUCUGAGCCACAGCUCAGCACCACCUCUGAGCAAGUCAUGGGCAGGGAUGGGCUCAACCCCACCCCCUAUGAUACACCCGUCAUUGCACCAGUGGACCCUACCCCCUCUGAUACACCCAUCAGUCCACCAGUCGACCCUACCGCCUCUGAUAUACCCAUCAGUCCACCAGUGGACAUGCCCACAUCACCUGUACUCCAACAGGAUGAGUCUGGCCAACCCACCCCUGAACGUGAACACUCUGAACACAAGGUGCUCUCUGAACAGGAAGUGGUGAGUCCAGUGCUGAAUGCUGAACCCCCAGCAUCCUAUAGGACAGAGGUCCAGUUUGUUAUAGGCCCUGUCCAGCUGCUGGUCAGUAAACCUGCAGAAUAUGCACAAGAAACAUCUCCAGAUUUGCUUCCAGAAUCUGUUCCAGAACCUUCUCCAGAAUCUCUUCCACAACCCUCUCCAGAACCUGCUCCAGAAUGUCCUCCACAACCCUCUGCAGAACCUGCUCCAGAGAGUACUGGCCUGCCAGCCCCCUCUAAUAUGAAGUCCCUGAAGGUCCUCGAUGUCAGUGAUCACUCAGGAGGCCACUGGGAAGGGUCAGCGCAUGAUCCAGCUUCCUCAAGAGAGUCGAUUACUCCUCUUGAUGAUGGCAUGUCAGGGAGGUUGGUUACAGAGCUGCGGACUGAAUUGCACAAUGAGAGACUGGGGUGUCUGUCAGAGGAAAGCGGAAGUAGCCCCUCCACGGGGCAAGAAGACAGUGGCCAGAAAUCACACACUGUGACUGACAGCUGUCCCAGUUUGGAGAAGGACUGGGCUGGGAGGCCCCCUCUCUCCAUCCCCACCCCCGUCGGGGAGCUGCUGUCUGCUGGGGAGGAGCAGCAACCCGACGUGGACGAGCUGCGCAGCCGCGUUGCCCACGAGCUGCAGACCACCCAGGAGCUUCUGGGAGAGGUGUGCCAAGAAGAAGCGCGAGGCCCGGUGCCAGAGGAUCUUCUGAUAAAGGCUGCCGAGAAACUGCAGCUGGCCCAGCUCUGCCUGAGAGAGGCAAGCACCCUCAAACUCUGUCAACCCUCCAGCAGGAAGGACAAGAGGAUAAGCUGGUGACCUCACACACAAUACACACACACAAUCUCUCUCUUUCUUUCUCUGUGACACACGUAUAGCGGUGAACAUAGAGUGCACUCCCCACCUCAAAAAAGCACCAUGGCAACAUUUUUCUAACCACUUCCUGAAACGUAAUAUGCAUUUUUUUUUUGGCUGUUGUUUAGAACACCAAAUAAAGUAUCAGUCAUGUUUGUACCAUACACAUUUACUUACAUUAUAACUUUGCUUAAAAAAUUGUACAUGAAUUGUACUUGAAUCUUCAUGAGGGUGGUGCAUUACAUUAGCAUAACAGCUUUCAUGCUACUUUUAUGUUUCUUGCAACAUCUUAUUUUCUUAUUGGUCAUCAUGAUGCUGAAUGCAGUCUGCAGUCCUGUGGGACAGAAGAGAUCAAUCAAUUCCAAUAUCAUUGUCACAACAUCUGAAUAAUUGUUUGUUCUGUGCAUGUGGAAGAUUGUAUGAUGGCAUGGAUACAGAAAGGGAAAUGCAGAGUGAAUUUAAGGACAGCGACAGUGCAGCAGCCUCCCCAUGAGAGCAGCUGAUCUUCUGGAUGUUUAAUUGUUGCUGAUCUCUAACCAAUGAACUCUUGAUUAGAGGCUAACUCAAAUACUUUUCCUGAGUACUUCCUGUGUGUUGAGCGGAAUAAAUGAAUUGGAAGAUUCUCUGUUGAGUAAAAAUAGAGCAGGUAACCCACUGUAGUAUGCAUAUUUGAUAUCAGUCUAGAAAAGUGUAGUUUGUCAUAUUACACAUUUAACCAUGCCAUGCUUCUUUUAUUGCCUAAACUGUGACUGCAAUGGUUACUUACUUUCAUUUUAGGAUUCUUGCUAGUGAUACGCAAGCCUAACAUCAUGGUAUAGCUGAAUUUGUCCAUUCACUGUUCAAAAACCUGAUAAAUGAUCUAAUCUUUUCUGAUGUCCAUGAAUGUCUUGACUAUAAAAACAGAUAUAUAGAAAAAUAAAUAUAAAAGAUUUAUGUGUA